This is a messenger RNA of Betta splendens (Siamese fighting fish), 4450 nucleotides long. It is a transcript of the gene tpcn1, whose product is annotated as two pore segment channel 1. NCBI's taxonomy places the organism in Eukaryota, Metazoa, Chordata, Actinopteri, Anabantiformes, Osphronemidae. Gene Ontology annotation, molecular function: voltage-gated channel activity; monoatomic ion channel activity. The transcript has 26 exons. The record is from RefSeq and is a predicted model, not a curated record. Gene Ontology annotation, biological process: monoatomic ion transport; transmembrane transport. The coding region runs from base 1406 to 3904 and encodes 832 amino acids. Gene Ontology annotation, cellular component: endosome membrane; lysosomal membrane.
AAAUAACCCAUCGCGGAAAGUGCUGCCUCAGCAGACUGUGCUCCCAUCAGCCCCUCCCUGGUGCUCACGGGCAGCAUUUGUGCCUUGUGUGUGUCUGUAGCCUGUGGGUGCGUGUGUCUGUGUGUGUGAGCCCACUCGGUCAUUUUCCCUGGCUCUGGAGGUGAACAGAGAGUUUAGAGUAGUCUUUCUUCAGGACAAUGGGGAGGGAUACACAAGAGGGACGUAUCCCACCGUGUUCUGUUUGUGUUAGAGGCUUCAAAAAAGGGAGUUUGAACCUGGACAAGGAACAAUGCUGACGUCUGGUGGAAAUGAUACUUCAAGGUAGAAGUGUGGAGUUUCGUUUCAGUGCUUUUGGUUACCAUCCUUCAGAUCACUACAAAGCUGGAUUUUCCUAUACCUGGGAGCAACAGUCAUGACUGCUGAGUGUGUUUAUGUUUCUAUGGACCAAAGCCCACCACGUUUUUGUCGGGGAGCCAAAAACAUGUUAUUGUACUCAAACAAAUGAGAAGUUGGACUGGCCGACAGCUGACACGAGGUACACUCCCAUUCGAAUAACAGACUGGCUGCUGCUGCACUGGAAUUUGAUCUUCACACUUGAGCUCAAUCUGCUGCUGUCAAGGUGGACAGGAAACAUCUGCGUGACUGCAUUUCUGCCGUGUUUUUUCUCAAGGGCUGGUGCCUGAAGCAGAAACAUGUGAUGUACAGUGUGUGAGAAACGCUUCCAGAAAAACUUGCGCAGGACCAAACAUCACGGCUGCAGAGGGACGCGUGGAGGGACUGUUCAUUCAGGAGAGAAGCAGCUUUAUUAUGAGAGAUCAUGCUGGAGCGUCUAAACAGAGGGUCUUGGAUUUUGUCUUUUCCAGUUAAUUUUGUAAACGGCGCAGUUUCCUUUUACUGUAGCACAGAAUCUGUCGCGUGUCCUUAGUCUAUCUGUGGCAGGAAGGAAACACAAUAAGCAAUGCGAACGCAGCACUUUCCUUCUGACUGGCAGCGCUGGGUUUAAAGUUGAAACUCUGUUGCUAAGGCUGAAUCAUAGUUUUGUUUGCAUUUGACAACUUUUAAUAGCGGAACCUCUCGUCAACAAAGAAGCCAAAGAUGUUGUCAGAUCAUGAAAGCUUCUGAAUGGUGUUCUGCCUCCAGCUUUGAUCCCACAGCCUGGAUAUUUCCCAAUCUGUGAGGACUAACAUCCGGGCUGUAUUUGUGUCUCUGGACUUUGCAUUAGGUCCGAGUGGAAUGUUUGGACAUCUGUAUCUCCAGAUGUGCGUAGAUGCGGGAAGAAAAGCUGCAUACUGUGGAUGACACACACACACACACACACACACACACACACACACACACACACACACACACACACAUACAUACAGAGCCGUGCAGCUGACGUCCACGCAGCCAAUCAAACUGAUCAAUGGAGUGUUCAUAUGGUCAGACAGCUGGUCUUCAUGAAGAACUGUCCUGUAAUGAAAAUCCAAUAGUGAUCUCCUCCUAUUCCUUACAGUUAGAUUCAAACUGCAUUGAUGGUGGCAGCGGCAACUAUGACAUAGUGAAUAAUGCAGUGGUCUCAACACCUGGCCCACAAAAUUACAGAGCGCAAAAUGUGUCUUUACGGCAAAGCUGGGAGAUGAACUACCAGGAGGCAGCGAUCUACCUGCAGGAAGGAGAGAACAACGACAAGUUCUUCACCCACCCUCGGAACCCGAAGGCGCUGGCGGCGUACUUGUUUGCCCACAACCACGUGUUCUACAUGAUGGAGCUGCUGACCGGCCUGUUGCUGAUGAUGCUGUCCCUGUGUGAAGCCCCCGCCGUGCCUUCACUGCGCCUGGAUGUCUACGUCCAUGCUACGCUGGAGCUGCUGGCUUUGGUUAUUGUGGCGUUCGAGCUGUGCAUGAAACUCCGCUGGUUGGGCUUCCACACCUUCAUACGACAUAAAAGGACCAUGGUGAAGACCUGCGUGUUGCUGCUACAAUUUGUGGAGGCCAUCGUGGUUCUGAUAAGACAGACAUCUCAUGUGCGAGUGACCAGGGCUCUCAGACCCAUAUUUCUGGUGGAUUGUCGAUACUGCGGUGCAGUGCGCAGAAACCUGCGUCAGAUCUUCCAGUCUCUUCCACCGUUCAUUGACAUCCUCCUGCUGCUGCUCUUCUUCAUGGUUAUAUUUGCUAUCUUGGGUUUCUGUCUCUUCUCUCCAAACAGUGCUGACCAGUACUUCAACACCCUGGAGAACAGCCUCGUCAGUCUGUUUGUGCUGCUGACCACAGCCAAUUUCCCUGAUGUGAUGAUGCCAGCAUACUCGAAGAACCGCUGGUCCUGUGUCUUCUUCAUUGUUUACCUCUCCAUAGAGCUUUACUUCGUCAUGAACUUGCUCCUGGCUGUGGUGUUUGACACAUUUAAUGAUGUUGAGAAAAUGAAGUUUAAAUCUCUGUUGCUUCACAAACGCUCCGCCAUCGACCACGCCUUCCAGCUGUUAGUCAGUCGACAGAGGCCGAUGGGCGUGUCGCUGAAACAAUUCGACGGCCUUAUGCGGUUUUACAGGCCACGCAUGUCUGCGAGAGACCGCUUCCUUACUUAUAAAGCACUCAACACCUCAGGGACUGCAAUGCUCAGUCUGCAGGACUUUUAUAAAUUCUAUGAGGUCAUUGGCCUUAAAUGGAAGGCACGACGCAGUGGUGAACACUGGUUUGAUGAGCUUCCUCACACAGCCUUCCUUAUAUUCAAAGGCAUCAACCUGCUUGUGAAAUCAAAGGCCUUCCAGUACGCCAUGUAUGUGGUGGUGGCCAUCAAUGGUGUGUGGAUCCUGGUGGAGACGUACACACUGAAUAGUGGAUUUUCCUGGUCCAGAUUUGUUCCCUGGAGUUAUAUUGUUUUCCUGACCAUUUAUGGUGUAGAGGUGUUAUUGAAAAUAACAGGAUUGGGGCCCAUGGCUUAUUUCAGCUCUGGCUGGAAUCUGUUUGACUUCUCUGUGACGGUGUUUGCCUUCUUGGGGCUGAUCGCUCUCGCGUUCGACAUGGAGCCAUUUUACUUUAUUGUUGUGCUCAGACCUUUUCAGCUGCUUCGGUUGUUUAAGAUAAAGCAGCGCUAUCGAAAUGUGUUGGACACCAUGUUUGAGCUCUUCCCCAGAAUGGCAAGUCUGGGCUUGACAUUAAUCAUCUUCUACUACUCCUUUGCAAUAGUAGGAAUGGAGUUUUUUGCAGAUGUGGUCUACCCCAACUGCUGCACCAACAGCACAGUGGCAAGCUCCUACCGACAGCGCAACAUCACAAUUGGCAAUAAAACCGAGUUGGAUGAAGGAUAUUAUUACCUUAAUAACUUCAACAACAUUCUCAGCAGCUUUGUGACUCUGUUUGAAUUGACUGUUGUCAACAACUGGUACAUUACCAUGGAAGGUGUAACCUCCAUGACCAGCCACUGGAGCCGUCUGUACUUUAUGACCUUUUACAUAGUUACCAUGGUGGUGAUGACCAUUAUUGUAGCAUUCAUUCUGGAUGCAUUUGUGUUUCGGAUGAACUACAGCCGCAAAAACAGAGAGCCACUGGAAAACCCAGAAGAUGAAAACGGAAUAGUGUUUGAAGUAGAAGUAAGUCGAGACGAAGCUCUGGCCACGCUGGAGCUGUACAAACAGAUUUGCCCAGGCCAGUCCUCCCUCAGCUCCCUGACGAGGGUCCUACAGGCUAUGGACAGAAGUGGGCACACGUCUCUGGUUUACCUGGGCCGCAGGUCCAGGACCAAGAGUGACCUCAGUAUGAAAAUGUAUGAGGAGGAGAUGCAGGAAUGGUAUGCAGAAUACUCCAGGGAAAGCUUGCCUCAACCUGACCAAAGCCUGGAGCGGGAGCUGGACAGUCCCGUCUCUGACCCGUGUCCCUUCCCAGAGCCUCGGCUCAACUCUCACACUGGACCUCGCAGCAUCAACUGAUGCUCAGUGUGCAUCAUCUCAGUAUUUUUAUAAAGCUAAAAGUAUUACUCGAGGUAUUCUCAAGUUCAACUGUCGUUAUCUGCCCCGGUGGGAAGCUAGUCUGGAGACUGUUGGACUGAUGUGACAGUGAGGCUGGUACUGAAGCACUGCAGUUACAGUUCCUGUGGCUCAGAUCGGUGCAUUGAGCACUGCCCCUUUUCAUUGGUGUUUAAAAGAGUCUGGCAAAUGUUGAGGGAACCUGAACUACUACAUGUUGUGUACAUGUACUGCAGUAGGCCUCUUGUGACUUCACAUAGAACUUAAUCCUGAUGCCGUAGUUUAAUAACGGCUGAUAUUAACAAACACUACUAAGUUCUCUAAAGACCAAAAGAACCAAGACUUACACUCCUUUUAGCUCAACCCAACAGAAUAACUAGUGUUAUUUCUGGACUAAUGUGUCAGCAGGAUCAAAGUAUUUUACUUUUAUAUAACUUCUUUUUCUGUAUUGUAUUUGAGUUAGUUAAAAAAAUAAAUACAAAAAAUUAAUAAACAAGUUAACUUAAGCGA